UAUCACUUAUUUCAUUCAUCUCAUUUCUCUCUCUUCUUCAUCAUCCUCCAAUGGCUACUAUAACUUCCCACCUCACCAAUGUCAAAUCCACCGUUCAUUUUUCACCCAUUUCAUCAAAUCAACACCGUUCCGACGCACGACUCAAGCCCGCCACCGUCAGAAUGACCAUGACCCAACAAACUCGCAACCCACAUCUCCAUUGGGCUUCUUUGCAUGCCGACAUCGAAGCCCAUCUCAAAUCUACCAUUACACUCAAAGAACCUCUCGAGGUUUUCGAGCCCAUGCAUCACCUCAUUUUCUCCGCCCCCAAAACCACCGUGCCGGCUUUAUGCCUCGCCGCUUGUGAGCUUGUCGGCGGUCAACGCCACCAAGCCAUAUCCGCCGCUUCAGCUUUGUUACUAAUGGAAGCAGCUACUUAUGUUCACCAGCAUCUCCCACUUACAGAUAAGCCCAAGCCCGAGCCCGAGCCCGGGAUGGAUCAUGUUUACGGGCCUAACGUGGAGCUUCUAACUGGCGAUGGAAUUGUCCCGUUUGGAUUUGAACUGCUAGCUAGAUCCGACGAUGGAGAAAAUUCGGAGCGGAUUUUACGGGUGAUGAUUGAGAUCUCACGGGCUGUGGGCUCAAGAGGCGUGAUAGAGGCGCAGUACAGGAAAACAAUGGACAGAAGAUCCGACGGUGAGGAGAUAUGCCACGUGGAAGAAAUGAGGCGUGUGGUGGAGAAAUAUGAAUGUGGAAUGCAUUCGUGUGGGGCUGUAUGUGGAGGAGUGUUGGGUGGGGGAAGUGACGAGGAAAUUGAGAAAUUAAGAAAAGUUGGAUUCUAUGUUGGAAUGAUUCAAAGAAUGGCACAAAGGGGAUUCAAUGAUGGUAAGGAAUUGAAUGAAGCAAGAAAUUUGGCACUACAAGAAUUGAAGUUUUUCAAGGAUAAAGAGAUUGAUGCAUUUAAAAUGUUAUUGAAUAGUACACCCUCCGGUCACUAUUAUAAGCAAAAAAAAGAUCUAAUUCUUGGUCACUAUUAUAAGCAAAAAUUAAUUAUUACUAAAUCAUUUAAUGCUGCCACGUCCUCAGAACGGGUACGACUAGAGAGUACACUAUGGUGUGGGACAGUUACCCAAGCCGGCAAGGGUAUAUUGCCAAGUACCAGCGUGGAAUGCAUACUAGCAGCACAUGAAGGGUCAUACUAUAACUCGGACGUAACGUCUGGCUGUUACGCAUAG
Vicia villosa (hairy vetch) is the source of this 1214-nucleotide messenger RNA. Its product is annotated as heterodimeric geranylgeranyl pyrophosphate synthase small subunit, chloroplastic-like. The transcript is spliced from 2 exons. The record is from RefSeq and is a predicted model, not a curated record. Gene Ontology annotation, molecular function: prenyltransferase activity. Bases 51 to 1214 code for a protein of 387 amino acids. Lineage: Eukaryota; Viridiplantae; Streptophyta; Magnoliopsida; Fabales; Fabaceae.